Messenger RNA from Macrobrachium nipponense, 4220 nucleotides. RefSeq lists its product as uncharacterized. NCBI's taxonomy places the organism in Eukaryota, Metazoa, Arthropoda, Malacostraca, Decapoda, Palaemonidae. Bases 1389 to 3341 code for a protein of 650 amino acids. Gene Ontology annotation, cellular component: AMPA glutamate receptor complex; postsynaptic density membrane. Gene Ontology annotation, biological process: positive regulation of synaptic transmission, glutamatergic; postsynaptic neurotransmitter receptor diffusion trapping; neurotransmitter receptor internalization. Gene Ontology annotation, molecular function: channel regulator activity; voltage-gated calcium channel activity. The record is from RefSeq and is a predicted model, not a curated record. The transcript has 7 exons.
CAACAGUUUGAAGAGGGGGACGUCGACUACGCUCACAUAAUCAACAUUACGCUUCAGAAUGAGAUAAAAACUACUAUUGACUUAGGUUUUACGGGAAUUUUAAGGGCGAAGCUUGAAAUGAUCUCCAACUACAAGUUUGUAGGCAACUUUUCGUUCGUACAAGGAAAUGGAAAUGUCGCUGGAUGAAAUCGUGGACUUAUGGGGAAAUGUGGGCGCUUCCAUUGAACAAAACGAUCAUUUUGAUAAACAGUAACAACGUCCAAGCUUUUUAUUAGAUGUGCUUUGUUAUAUUUUUCUAGAUUAUGUCAGUAAAUCAGUCAUGAUAUACUGUAAAUGAGCACAAAAGUAGAUACAAGAGGAUAACUGAAUUAAGAACACAGCCGAGUAUGAAAACUGCUGACGCAUCUGAGUUUAUCAUGAUUAGAAUGAACAUAAAAGCAAUCGAAAUUUCAAAGAUCAAUAAACAAUUAGUGACUGAAGAAAAAAGGUCUAUCUUACUUAAAUUUCCUUCAAUACCAACAACUUCAUGAGGCAUAUGUGAACUGAGCUGUGAUUAACACUAAUUUUCAUUAUAAUGUUGCUUAAUAUGUCCAUCUGUUCUUGAGAAACCUUCUAGUAUGAAACAAAAAAAUAUGUACACAACAAAGUUCUCGUUAUGACAAAACAUCAGAUGAUACAAAUCCGCUUAAGGAUUCGUGUUCCACUCGAUCAACAAAAAAUCUUUUAGGAUACUCUUGCAAUCAGGAACAAACAAGUAAUAUAAGUAUUACAAAUUGUGUAGAAAAGGGUUCAACACUCGAGAUAAAAAAAAAAAAAAAAAAUGAUAUGACUGUUCUUCUUUCAAUCCUAUAUUUAGUUACAAUUGUUCAUGCCAGUUAAAGAAAAAUUUGAAUACAGUUCAAGGAAAAUAUCAGGUAUUUAUGAAAAUUUGUAAAGAAUCUUCUAAUAGAGUUUUGGAACCUGGUGUGGCAUGAAGCAAAAAUAUAUUUGUCGACUCACUAUAUCUCAAUUAAAUUAAGAAUGAAAGUUUGAUGACUCAUCUGAAAACAUGUUUAAAUGCGAAGAGCCUCAAACAAAGUUUUGAAACUGACCGAACAGAAUAAAAGUUUGUUUGUGAAACCUAAAAAAACAAUUCCAAUUGUGUAACCAAAUAACACAAAGGAAAUCGAGAGCAUCAAACGAACUGAUUCGUAUAAGGGAGUGGCAUAAAUGAGUCUCACUGAAUUCAGCUUCGGAGAAGAGUUUGUCAAAUUACUUUACGGGGUGAAAAUAUAGAGCCUUGUUCACUUAAAAAAAGAAGAAGAAGAAAAAAAAAGGUAAAUUGGCUAUUCGGAAAGUGGAAGGGGGAGGAGGGAGGGCACAGGUGUGGACGGUAACUGGGUGAAAGAAUGCUGAGUCUCGAUGCCACAGUUCACAUCCUCUGGCUAGGGACGACCAUAGCCGCAUGUCUCAGUGGAGUGACAGUCCUGACCGCGCUAAGCAUUGACGCCUGGCUCAAGUCGGAGGAAAAGAUCCUGAACCCAUCCUACAGAAACGGGUCCUCCAAGAUCGAGUUCCUCAGCAAGAAGACGAAAAGUGGACUCUUCACCCUCUGUGCUACUGACGUCGGGAAAUCUGAGUUCCAGUGCCAGAAAAUUGACUAUUUUCCUUCGGAAGAAUACAGUCCUGACCCCAACGACUCUACUAUGGCAAUUCCUCAUACUGUUCUGAAAUCCGUGGGGUUCUUUCUGACUGCUGUAGUCCUGCUCACUUUAGCUGAAAUCUUUUGUAUUAGUGGUCACUGUUGUAGCAGACGUCGGUUUUUUACCUUUCUUUCUGGCAUCACCUUUAUUAUCUCAGGGCUCUUCAUGAUGCUGGGAAUGGUAAUAUACAUUGCAACACUGAAGGGAGAAGUUGCCGAGAAACUAAGGCCGCGCUCCACGUUCCAACCUCCCCUUUUCGUGUACACUUAUGGCUGGAGCUGUUACCUGAUUAUGCUUGGAUUCAUAACUACGGAGAUUGCCGGAAUAACAGCAGUAUUCCUGUACAUUUACUGGCAUAAGCGUGACUGGAGCAAAAAAGAAGAACAGAAAUACCAUUCUCAGUUACUAGAGACACCUCCGCCAUGUCUCAAGCACCCUCGUCAACGUAGCUUCUCUUUUCACAGCAGUGUUGAACCUACAGAUUCCUUAGAGAUCCCAGUGGUUAGAAGAAGCAGAAGUCAGCAGUAUCUUGACCACCAACCACAGGAGCAGUCCACCUUACCAUGCCAUCCUAAUCACGUAGGACACAACCACAUAAACCAUCCAAACCAUAAACACAUCAAGCAUUACAACCAUCAGCAUAAUCACCAGCAACAUCAGCUAUCUUACCAGAAGCCUCACCAUGACACGUUUUCACCUCAUUACCACAAAGAUCUUCAGAGAAGCAAUUGUGACUUAGAGAAAAAUCCUCAGUCAUAUCAUCAGUUUUCUCGUUCUCUGCAGCAUCAGCAACAUCGUCCAGUGCAAGAACAUCAGUCACAACCUCCGAGCUAUCCAUAUCAUCAGCAACAUUCAUAUCCGGAAGCAAGCAGCAGCCAACAUAGUGUUCAUUGGAGCAACAAAUCCUUAGAUAAUGUACCACGGAGUGGUCGCUCUCUUAACGAACUCAGCAAGAGUAAUUACCUGGAUGACGCACUGUUGUCUAGGAGUGGCACCCUUCCUAGAACACAUGGCAGAGAAAGUGGAAAUAUCCUAAGGGGAGGUGGCACAUUACCUAGGUCUUUUCCAAGGUCUUACGAUACUCUAUGCAGUCCUCAGAUGAGAGAUGGAGAAGGAAGCCUCUCACGUAAUUAUGCUAAAGAUGACAUAGAACUUUACAGUUCCUAUGCAAGGAGAGGGUACCAGUAUUCGAAUAGUGGACAGUGUAAUGUUGGCACGGGAAAUCAGCUUUGUACUGGUCAAGGAGGCGCGUGUAGUAUGGGUGCUGAAUGCUGUAGCUGCUGUGCAUGUUACUGCUGCUGCUGUUGUUGGCAAGAAGAAAGUAACAGGGCUAGUUUUGGCAACCGAGGGACAAGAGCCCAGAAUUUUUCUCAUGUCCCCCAGAGAAACACCACAUGGCAACAUCAAGGAAAGUACCCACAAAACAGCACCCCCCAUCUUUCAAGGGAAGUGAGUUGUAGCACUGUCUGCAACACAAUAGAUUUAAGCACUUCUUCUGGGAGUGUCCCUCAGGCGCAUCAAUACCCUCAACAGCAGCGCCAUCACCUCCAACAAUCAGCCAGCCAAGAAAUGACAAACAUGAAUUACAGUCCUCGUGUAAGUGGACAGCGUCAAGGAUAUAAUCAGACGGAUGCACAACGACAUACAACGCCAGUUUGAUAAUAAUUUCGGCUACAUUGCUCUAGCGAAAUAUGAAAUAAUUGGAGAUAGAUACAAAAUAUCUAGAUUAAACGAAAGAUUGAGAUUUCAAGAAAAUACUGCAAACAAGUAAACAUUAGCCUAAUAAAGUUGCUGUUCACUUUACGUGCUGAUAAAAGAUUCCUAGUCCCCGAAAUUUAGGAAGAUGACCGUUUCUGUUUUGAUAUAGUUAGCUAAGUGUUAGUAGAUGGAUAUUUUGAUAAUUUUUCACCGAUAACAGAUUGGGGUAGAUAUCUUUGUGUGCCACUGCUUCAGCUGUUGCUAAUUAGUGAUCUUGGACAAAUUUCCAAGUAUAUACAAAGGACUUACAAAUAAAUGGCAUUUCUCAUUACUUACCUCUGAACCAUUUAAAGAAAUAAGAUCAUUUCAAAAACACUGAUGAUUUGCGUUCUGAAGUCUUGCAAAGUUUCCCUGAAAAAUACAAAGAAAAAUAUUUCCAUGUAUCAUUUUUGUCUAAAACCUAAGACUUGUCGUUCCCAAACAACAAGUGGAGGCUAUGUAAGAAGAGAAAGUGCUGCCAUUAACAUACCAGUGCCAAUAUCCAGUGCUCAAAAGAUUUUAUUUCUCCCUAAUUUUACUUGUUUCUAGCUGAGUGUAAGGCACUUCGAAUAAAUAGAAUAUAAUGGGAGUUAUGUUUCUAACCUUCCAAACAUCCUAUAGUCUGUCAUGGUACUGAUUAUGUAUAUUGAAAAAUUUAAAUCCUAAAUCCACGAAUAUUUUUUUGCAUGAGACAUCCAUGCAGUAAACAGAAUAACAAGAUAGAUCACUAAUGUCAAAACAAAAAUCCGCAGAUAGAUAUUAUCCAUUAAAAAUACACGCAUCUUUUUUUCCUGCGGACAU